Molecule: messenger RNA, 1721 nt
Organism: Dendroctonus ponderosae (mountain pine beetle)
Lineage: Eukaryota; Metazoa; Arthropoda; Insecta; Coleoptera; Curculionidae
Product: T-complex protein 1 subunit theta-like
Biological process (GO): protein folding
Cellular component (GO): chaperonin-containing T-complex
Molecular function (GO): ATP binding; ATP-dependent protein folding chaperone; ATP hydrolysis activity
Source: RefSeq, a predicted model, not a curated record
UACUUUUCCGGCUUGGAAGAAGCAGUUGUUCGUAACAUUAAGGCUUGCAAAGAGUUUGCCCAAUCGGUUCGGUCAGCCUAUGGACCCAAUGGGAUGAAUAAAAUGGUUAUUAAUCAUAUCGAAAAGCAGUUUGUGACUAGUGAUGCGGCAACGAUUAUUCGGGAACUGGAUGUUGAGCACCCAGCUGCUAGACUGAUGAUUUUAGCUAGUCAAAUGCAGGACUCGGAAGUUGGAGAUGGGACCAAUUUUGUCAUUAUUUUGGCAGGCGCUUUACUAGAUGCUUCAGAAGAACUGAUUCGUCUAGGUGUAACUCCGACUGAAAUAGCGGAAGGUUUCGAGAAAGGUCUUGAAAGAGCUUUGGAAAUAUUGAAAUCUUUGGUUUGCUACACUGUUAAAGACAACCGCGAUGUAAAAGAAGUGACGCAAGCUAUUAAGACUUCGAUCGAAUCGAAACAGUAUGGAAAUGAGGAUUUUCUCGCCGACUUAGUCGCUAGAGCGUGCAUCUCAAUAUUGCCUGAGCAAACCAGCUUUAACGUGGAUAAUAUGCGAGUUUGCAAGAUUUUGGGAUCUGGACUUUUAAGUUCUCAGGUCGUGCAAGGGAUGGUUAUUAAGGGGCACGUUGAGGGCGAAAUCACGCAAGCUGAAGAUGCCAAGAUAGCAAUUUACAGUUGCCCAGUUGAUAUCCUGCAAACUGAAACUAAAGGUACGGUGUUGAUCAAAACUGCGGAUGAAUUGAUGAACUUCAGCCGGGGCGAGGAGAAUCUGUUGGAGUUGCAAAUUAAGUCAAUUGCCGAUGCGGGAACCAAAGUCAUUGUGGCUGGCGACAAAUUUGGCGAUAUGGCUCUGCACUACGUACACAAAUACAACAUGAUGGCCGUCAAGUUCAAUUCGCAAUGCGAUUUGAGACAGUUGAGCAAAACUGUAAAUGGCACUGUGCUGCCCAAACUGUCCACCCCAUCCCCUCAGGAAUUGGGCUAUUGCGAUUUGGUCUGCGUAGAAGAAUUGGGAGACACCCCGAUUGUGGCAUUCAGACAAAAGGGAAAAGAGUCUAGAAUAUCAACCAUACUGAUUAGAGGAGCCAGUGAUAAUUACAUGGACGAUAUCGAGCGAGCAAUCGAUGAUGGAGUCAAUACGUUCAAGGGGCUUUCAAGAGAUCCACGAUUUGUUCCUGGUGCAGGCGCCACCGAAGCCGAACUGGCUGUUCGACUUCUCGAGUUUGCAGACACGCUUCCUGGUUUGGAGCAGUAUGCCAUUCGAAAGUUCGCCACUGCUUUGGAGGCUUUCCCCAAGGCUUUGGCUGAUAAUAGCGGCUUGAGGUCUCAAGUGAUUCUGGAGAAAAUCCUUGACGCUCACCUGAAUGGACAGAAAAAUGUCGGUGUUGACAUCACAGCGGAAAAUUCGCUGGUAGAUGUGGUAGAAAAGCAAAUUUUCGAUCUCUACCAAGCGAAAUUCUGGGGUCUUAAGUAUGCAGUGGAUGCAGCCUCUACCAUUCUGCGGGUGGACCAAAUCAUCAUGGCUAAGCGGGCAGGAGGGCCGAAAGCGCGCGGGCCCCAAGGCAGCGAUGAUGAAUCUUAGUUUCGCCUUUCUAUUUAGAUUGGAAUUGCUGCAUUUUUUUUUUCAAGCAGCAGGUCCAAUGUAAUUUUACACGUUAAUUCUUUUAAUUCAUUAACUCGCUAGGACUUGAUUAACCUAUUUCUAAUUAAACAGCUUUGAAAAUACAA